GAUAUUUAAAAUCUGUGUUUUACUGGUGCUCAUAUUUGCUUUCAAUAAUUUUGGUUGAAAAGCGAUAAAUUAGGCAUUAACAUAUAAUACGUUCAUGGAUUAACUUAUUUAAAGAAAAUAAACUGAACUUUCACAAGAAUCUGAGUGAGUAGAUUACUGCCUCUGGAAUUAGAUGUGGAGACUAAUGUGUGAACAGAGUCUGAUUGGGAUUAAGAACCUUUCAUCAACUAAAUCAAUCAAUGCAUCAGACGCAGCUUUGAUGACAAGAACUAAUGUCAGGACUUUGCUCUUUUCAUCAGUCGACCAAUCUGCAGCCGACAGAUAAAACAGUUCUCAUUCAAAACAGACACAGCGUCACUAAUAGAGGUAGAACUAGUCCGUUGAGCGUUAAUGUUCUUACACUGGAGUCACAGCCUGAUGAGGGACACUGGUCAUUGAUUCAGCCUGUGCCAUGGAUCAUGUGCUCUACAUCGCUGACCACUACGUCCUCACUCCGUACGUGUACCCGGCCUCGUGGUCCGAGGAUGAAGCUCUGCGUCAGAUAAUCAGCCUGUGGGUGGUGACAACGAUGGGAGCAGAGCUGCUCUACCUGGGCUUUGCUGCUCUUAACUUCUACGCCGUGUUCGACCACAAGCUCAUGAAACAUCCACAGUUCAUCAAGAAUCAGGUGAGACAAGAAAUCCAGCUGGGAGUGACCUCGAUCUUCUGGAUGAGCUUCCCCACCGUCGCUCUUUUCUUCUGGGAGAUCAAGGGACACAGCAAACUUUACGACCACAUCAGCGAAUCGUCCCUGGGCUGGGCUGGAUUGAUCCUGAGCAUUGCUGGUUUCUUGUUCUUCACCGACAUGUGUAUCUACUGGAUCCACCGCUGGAUGCAUCAUAAGCUCAUUUACAAGUACUUACAUAAGCAACACCACAUAUUCAAGAUCCCCACGCCAUUUGCCAGCCAUGCCUUCCACCCACUGGACGGCUUCCUGCAGAGCUUACCCUACCAUGUCUACCCCUUCAUCUUCCCCCUGCACAAGGUGGUGUAUCUCUCACUCUUUGUCUUCGUCAACUUUUGGACCAUCUCCAUACACGACGGAGAUUACCGCAUCCCCGGCCCUCUGAUAUGUCUGAUUAACGGUGCUGCCCACCACGUGGACCAUCACCUCCAUUUCAUCUACAACUAUGGACAGUACUUCACGCUCUGGGAUCGUCUGGGGGGGUCCUACCGACACCCCUCGGCCCUGCUGGGUGAGGGCUCCCAUGACCACGUACGCAAGCUCAUGGCAGAGGCUGCAAAGACAAAGUGA
Molecule: messenger RNA, 1294 nt
Organism: Platichthys flesus (European flounder)
Lineage: Eukaryota; Metazoa; Chordata; Actinopteri; Pleuronectiformes; Pleuronectidae
Product: lathosterol oxidase-like
Exons: 6
Coding region: 452-1294 (280 amino acids)
Molecular function (GO): iron ion binding; oxidoreductase activity
Source: RefSeq, a predicted model, not a curated record